Messenger RNA from Kluyveromyces marxianus DMKU3-1042, 2508 nucleotides. It is a transcript of the gene RPH1, whose product is annotated as DNA damage-responsive transcriptional repressor RPH1. Gene Ontology annotation, molecular function: histone H3K36 demethylase activity; histone H3K9 demethylase activity. Bases 1 to 2508 code for a protein of 835 amino acids. NCBI's taxonomy places the organism in Eukaryota, Fungi, Ascomycota, Saccharomycetes, Saccharomycetales, Saccharomycetaceae. The record is from RefSeq and is a predicted model, not a curated record. Gene Ontology annotation, biological process: chromatin remodeling. The transcript has a single exon. Gene Ontology annotation, cellular component: nucleus.
AUGGCGUAUGUUCCGGACCAUUACGAGGGCUCAGUGCCUGUUUUCAAGCCAGAUCAUGCGACGUUUCAGGAUUUUUACAAGUUCAUGACGGAAGUAGACAAGUAUGGGCUGAAGUCAGGGAUCAUAAAGAUUAUUCCACCGAAGGAGUGGUUGGACGAGGUGCAGUAUCCGCCAUCUGCGGAGACGCUUCAGAAAAUUCGGAUCAAGACUCCGAUCCAGCAGCAUAUCAGCGGUUCUAAAGGUGUGUUCAUGGUGCAGAACGUCGAGAAACCGAAGUCGUACAACAUCAUACAGUGGAAGCAUUUAUCGCAGGAUUACAAGCUGCCGGAAGGCCGUCAUUCGGCCAAGACCUCUGGCAGCACCGAGGGUCCAACCACGGCUGGUGGGGCCACGGCUGGUGAUGCCACUGCUGCUGAAAAGUCGCAGCAACCGUCCGAAGAACACACCAGCAAUAAGAUGAGGUCGAAGAGCCUGGACUCCUUCACACUGCAGGAUUUCGAGUCCUUUAGAGAGCAUUUCAACUGUGACAAUCUAGAACAGUUUGACGAUGAACAGCGGAUCGAGUUCUUGGAGAACUAUUACUGGAAAACUCUAAAUUUCACAGAGCCAAUGUACGGUGCUGAUAGCCUGGGUUCUCUUUUCGAAGACUCGGUCAAGGAUUGGAACGUUUCGUCCUUACCAAGCAUCCUAAAUUACUUGGAUGAAAAGGUUCCUGGCGUGAACGAGUCAUAUCUCUACGCGGGUUUGUGGAAAGCUUCCUUUGCAUGGCAUCUCGAGGAUCAAGAUCUAUACUCGAUAAACUAUAUCCAUUUCGGAGCACCAAAACAAUGGUACAGCAUUCCGCAAGAGGAUUCGGAGAAGUUCUACAACUUCAUGAAAGAACUAUUCCCAGAGGAGUCUAAAAACUGUUCCGAAUUUCUUCGCCACAAGAUGUUCCUCGUAAGUCCUAAAUUACUCCAAAGUAAUGGUAUACGAUGCAAUCAUAUCGUACAUCGUCAGCAAGAAUUCAUUGUGACAUAUCCUUACGGAUACCAUGCUGGCUUUAAUUACGGAUAUAACAUGGCAGAGUCAGUGAAUUUCGCACUACAGUCGUGGCUGGAUAUUGGAGCAAAGGCUAAAAAGUGUAUGUGUAUAGAUGAUGCGGUUGGAAUUAAUGUUGAAAAACUAAAGGCAAACUAUCUCAACGCAAAGGAGAAGAAACUCGAGAAUGGUAAAGUGAAAGAAGAGGAGGAUAGCGAGAAAACUCAGGAAGAGGCAAAGGAAGAAAACCCGCCUUUGAAAAAGAUCAAGAUUGGCUCAGAAACCAAUAAACUUCUAGACUCUGCAAAAUCAACUCCUGACUUUUUGGCUAAAUCGCAAACAGAUGCAUUGGAAGACAAACCAACUUUAGAUGGUUUGAACGGCAAUAAUUCAAUUAGAUCAGGAACCCCUAACAGCCAAAAGACGUGGAUGUAUGGGACAGGAAGUAAAAGGGACGGUGCGUUUAAUAAUGGCUCAUCAAUAUCUAGGGUUUCUUCCCCACUCCUGUCUAGAAUGAUGGAUUUGUCCCAUAUAGUUGAACCAACGCUGGAAGAUCCUACUCUGAAAUUCAAAAAAAAGCAAUCGCAGUUCAUGCCUUUGUCUAUGGCUCAACAACAGGCAAUUUAUCCGCCAACUCAAAACCCCAUGCCUGCGCCUCCUGUCCAAAUGUCACCAUCUGACACCUCAUUUUUUUCCCCUGCGCAUGAUCAUGAAGAUAAUUUGAUUGCAUUAUCAUUAGCAUCCAUGGCAAACUCCUCGCCAUCAUUCAACCAACUUCCACCACUUAACAUAUCAAACCCAAGACCAUACUCACCAAUAUUACAAGAUUCCAUUUUAUCACCAAGACCUUCUUACAACUCUAACGUUCUAUCUUACGGACAAGCUGGAAACACCAAAUCUCCUUUGGGAAGUUUUGGUUCUAAUUCUCAACUGCCGUUCAUUAAAAGGAUACAGUCUCCUAACAGAGUCACACUUAAUAUAUCCAGAGAGUCGUCCAGGUCGCCUGUGUCUCUGAGUGGUUUAUAUGGUACAUCUAAUCCUAUGAUGGCACCAGUCCCACACCCUUACCAAUCUAGUCAAACAAGUACUUUGAACCAAGUUUCAACGGCAGAAAGAUCUCCUGCGGUAACGCCACCUAGUUCACCAAGUAAAUUGAAGGCUUCCAAAAAGAGAUCAGCCAAACAAGCAAAGGCUAAGCAAGAACCAGAUUCACCUACAUCAUCGUUAUCUCAAACUAAAAUAAACGACGAGGAAAUAAUGUUUUUGGAUGAUGGUUCUAAAGUUUAUGUAUGCCAAGAGUGUUCAAGACAAUUCUCCUCGGGACAUCACCUCACUAGACACAAAAAAUCAGUACAUUCGGGAGAGAAACCGCACUCCUGUCCAAAGUGUGGUAAGAAAUUUAAAAGACGUGAUCAUGUUUUGCAACACUUGAACAAAAAAAUCCCUUGUGUGCCUGAUAACGACGAUGCAGCAAAAGCGGGUGGUUAA